Messenger RNA from Magallana angulata, 2034 nucleotides. RefSeq lists its product as uncharacterized. The transcript has 6 exons. The record is from RefSeq and is a predicted model, not a curated record. Lineage: Eukaryota; Metazoa; Mollusca; Bivalvia; Ostreida; Ostreidae. The coding region runs from base 167 to 823 and encodes 218 amino acids.
AUCAAUAAUAGUUAAUAGCUGGCACAUAAUGAUUACGCUGUGAAAACGAGAACAUGUUAUUGGAAUGUGAUCAAAAAUGAAAGAAAUCCAAGUUUUUUUUCCGGAAAAUGACACAAAAUUCCUAUGCUGGCUGUUUGUAUAUUUUACAUUUCUGUGAUCCUUCAAAAUGAGUGCAAGACCAACUAAAGCUUCAAAAAGUAUCCCAACACAGAGAAAAAAUGGUGAGAACAAGACAGAAACAAAAAGUAACAACGCAAUAUUGCCGUAUGUUAUCAUAGUGAUAAAUAAGGGAGAUGAAGCAGAAAGUGUAACAGCAAAACCUUACACUGGAAACGGAGAAAGAUUCAACAUGAAUUACAAGAGAUUGGCUGUUGAAGACAGGGAUGCAAUAAUAAGAAUAUUGAACACAACAAUUCAAUCCUUGAAACAUGAUACAGACGAGAGAAAUGAAACCCACGAUAUCAGGAACCUAUUUGCCAAAAGUAGAUAUGGAGCAGACACAGGAAGCAGAUCCAGAUCUCAGAAGCAGGUCCUUAGAUUGAUACUGCAAAUUGGCCAAUCUUCUCUACAUUUGUCUUUGGAAUAUACAAGUGGCAGGCUUACAGAUGCAAGUGUAACAGGAAAACCUUAUGCUGGAGACAAAGGAUGUUUAAUCAUGAAAUACAAGAGAUCAGCAAACGAAGGCAGGGAUUAUCUAACAAACAUAUUGGAAAUAACAAUUCUAAUCGCAAAACAUAAUGCAGAUAUGGCUUGUCAACAAGAGCUUGAAGAACGAGAGCAACUGUUGCCUGAUAAAAACAAUUCUACUGAAAUUGCUUCUUGAGUUGAUGACAGAAAAGAACGAAACAUGUAGCCAUAGCACCGCUAUCCAGGAAAUGGAUAGCGGCAUUUUCAGGAUUUAUUGAGACUGAUGCUAUAAUGCAUGCACAUGUACGCGUUAAACAACACAUCAACAAUUAAAAACAAAAACGAAACCAUAAAAAAUCUUUAAAAUUGAAAAAAAGAAGAAAAAAACCAAAGACACUAAUGUUUUGAGACAGAGGUUGUAGCACUGCCGUUCUUUUUUUUUUUUUUUACAAUUUCAUUUUUAUCUAAUUAGGCAUGAUUUAAGAUAGUGCACUAUAUGUUUAAUGAUAUUUAUUCUUUCUUAACAAAAGUCUUUAAAUAAUUAAUUUCCCGUUGAUCAACAUAAAAAAAAGUGUUUCAUUAUUUUAUAAACAAACUUUCUGUCUGUCCUCUUCCCUCACGCUGAUCAUCUCAAUUAUUUUUCGGCAGUCAUUCGCAGAUUUAUAAUUACUGACACAGUUUGGGUCAGGUUUUCAACAAAGUUAAGCAAGACUUGUAAUCUGACAUAUUGGAUUUGUUAUAACGUUCAUUUUUUAUGGUACUUAAACAUACAUUUUUCUUAUUUUUUCCCCCCGAAUUAACGGUAAAUUUCAUUAAUGUAUAGACCUACGAAAUUAGUACUUCACUGACUUUUUUUUAUGUUAUUUCUUAUUAAUCUAUAACCAGAUACAUAUAUGUCUUAAUUCAUUAAUAUUUAAUCCAGAAAGCUUGUAUCUGAUAUCACUUUUUUCAAAAGGAAAGAUAUACCCUUAAAAGCAAAAAGGCCCUAACAAAGUAGAUAGAUUUAUGAAUUUGUUUUUUUUACAUGUAUUUUCUAUAUUAAUUGUUACUAAAAUGUUUAUUCGCAAUAUUUUGACAAAUUUGAUAUUGUUUAAAGUUGCAGUGCAAACAUCUAAAUUUGGGUGCGACAUUCUUCAGUGGAAUGAACUAUGGUACCCAUUUUUUUCAGAUUAUUUAGCCCCAAUACCAAGACAAACUCUAAACAAAACUGUUUAUUAUGUAGCUGUUGUGAUUAUUUUCAUAGUUUUUUUUGUAUAUAAGGUAGUUUAGUUUUUGUUGUUUCAAUAUGAAUGCAUUUUUGUCAUUUUUCUAAUUAUUCUACAUAAUUUGUUUUCUUUGAAGUCAAUGUAGUUAAUGAAAGAAACCUAAAUAUAUCUAUGUAAUCUAAUGAUAUAUACUGUCUAUGUU